UGGGAUGGGUUAAUUUUUUUUCUUCUAAAUCUUGAAAUUUGGUGGAGUUGGUGUUGCCGUUGCCCUAAUCAUUUUCUUUCUCUACCCUCCUUCCGUGGCUCCACCAUUCCUUUUCUUCGUCCCCACCAAAUUCACUCCUCAAUUACACUCAAUUUCGCCUAAAUUGAAUCUUUACGUUUCCUUCACAUUGCCCCGCCAUCUUCGUUCUCUCUUUCUCUUUCAAUUUCCAGUGAGUUAGAGAGACGCCAUAGCCAUAGCCAUAGCCAUAGCCAUGGAAGAUCACAUCCGAAACCCUAAAACAACUUGCGUCGUUAUCGGUGGACAGAGUUUUAUUGGUAAAUGCCUUGUUUCGAGGCUUUUGGAACACGGCAAUUGGAUUGUUCGAAUCGUCGAUACUUCGCCGAGUCUUCAUGUCGAGCAGCAAUCUCUCUUUUUGAAAGCUGUUUCUGAUGGUCGUGCCUGUCAUGCUCAAGUCGAUGUUCGUGUUAAAUCUCAUCUUGUUCAAGUUGUUGACGGUGCGUCUGUCGUUUUUGUUGCUGGGACUUGUGAUGCAUCCCAGUAUAAUCUUUAUGAAAACUACAUGUAUAUUGUUCAAGGUGCCAAAAAUGUCAUAAAUGCUUGUCAGGAGUGUAAAGUCAAACGACUAAUAUACAACAGUUUUGCUGAUGUCAUUUUUGAUGGUUCUCAUCAUAUAAGAAAAGGGGAUGAGUCUAUGCCUUACCCUCCGAAAUGUACAGAUAUGUUAACGGAGAUGAAGGCUCAAGCAGAAGCUCUUGUUUUAUCUUCUAACGAACAUGAUGGUUUAUUGACAUGUGUUCUUCGUCCUAGCAAUGUCUUUGGACCUUCAGAUACAAAUUUUGUGCGUGGCAUGGUGAAUCAAGCAAAUUCUGUUUGGGCAAAGUUUGUUUUAGGCAGUGGUGAUAUUCUGUCCGACUUCACCUAUGUUGAGAAUGUGGCCCAUGCUAAUAUCUGUGCUGCAGAAGCUCUAACUUCUCAAAGUAUAUCUGUUGCAGGAAAGGCAUUUUUUAUCACAAAUCUUGAACCUAGGAACUAUUGGGAGUUUGCAUGUCAGAUAUAUGAAGGCUUGGGUUAUAAAAGGCCAAGUAUUAGAGUUCCUCCAAGGAUUGUCAGUUUCAUGCUUCCACUAGUGAGGUGGAUGCGUUAUGAGUUGCAAUCUGAUUCUGAUGUCAAUGACCUAUUGGUGUCAACUCAGUUUGCAGUUGAAUCAUCACUGUUCAACAGAACUUUCAACUGUAGUGCAGCUACAGAACACAUCAAAUACUCACCUGUUGUUCCUUUGGAAGAAGGUAUAGCGUUGACAGUCAAAUCAUAUUCUCAUUUGGCUAAAAGCUCAUUACCCCGUAAAGAAUAUCAGUUUAGUGAAUUCUCCAAAGCAGAAGCGAUUUUGGGAUAUGGGAAAGUUGCUGAUAUUCUUCUUUGGAGGGAUGAAAUGGAGACCUUUUCAUGUUUUCUUGUUACUUGUGGUUUGUUCUACUGGUUUUUUCUUAGUGGACGGACAUUUAUCUCAUCCAUGGCUGGACUCCUCUUACUGGCGACAUUUUUUCUCCUCGUAAAUAGCAUACUUCCUGUUAACAUCUUCCAGAAGAUGUCUUUGCCUUGUUUUGCUAUCUCGGAGCCGACAGUGAGAAAUAUGCUUGACAAUGUAGCAUUUGUGUGGAAUGAAGGGAUUAAAAUUGCUAAAACAUUGGCUCAAGGAGAGGAUUGGAGCUUAUUCUUAAAGGCAGCAACUCUUCUUUAUUGUCUAAAAUUGAUCUCACAUUCACCUGCAUUGUUGUUUGGAGCAGUGAUGGUGUUUGCAUUCACUUCAUUCUUUAUCUAUGAGCAAUAUGAAAGUGAACUUGAUCGGGUUUUUAGGGUAAUAGUCGUUAUUUUGAAGAGUUUGAUGACAUUGUUGCUAAGAAGCCUUCCUUCCCCCAUUACCUCGUUCUUUUUGGCCAAUGAUGAUGAUUUGGGUGAAAACCAAGUCCAGACUAUUAUGAAGGAAUAGCUGUAGAGAUCUAUAAAUUCAUGUAUAUGACCUACCAUUGGAUCUACUGAUCUUGGACCAUCUGAAGAUAACAAGCAUUGAAAAUCACAAUAACCAUUGAAUUUACGACUCCGUAGUUUCUCUGAGUUCAAAGUUGAUCGAUUUAAGGCACAUGGCUUAGUUUGAGUGUUGUGGCGUCGCCCUGACACUACAAGUACAUUUGCUCUGCGUUCACUGUGGUUCGACAUAAGAAAGUUCUAUGUGCUUGUUCUAAGGAUGAUUUUCGGUGGUACCUACUCUUGCUAAAUUUGGGUAGUACUACAUUACAUUUUUAGUUUGAGUUCACUAUUUGGUGUGUAAUAGAUGUAGUAUAUCUGUGGAUUUUUUUAGCAUUUAAUUAACAUCAGAAUUCAGAACAUUUUUACUUCUGUGGAUUAUUCAGUUGAGCUUGGAGUGACCAGAAAGCUCUCGUUUUGAACACAUCCAUCUUGGUUUUAUAAUUGCAUUUUGUGUUUGGGUUUACUUUACAUACCAUAAACGCAUACUAAACAUACCAUACACACCUCUGAUUGGAAAAUGCUAGUAUUAUUAAAGCGUAAUAAAUAAGAUUCUACCUAAUUAUAUUUUUUAUGCGUUAGAAAUAAUACAUACAACAUUAGUGAAUGGAGCAAAAUCCAUGCACUCAUUGGAACAAAAUAGAUUGGAGAAAGUAUGAAGGAAAAACUUGAAUUACCAAAAAGCUCUUGAUAGUUAGAAGUACCAUAUCUUCACA
Molecule: messenger RNA, 2759 nt
Organism: Amaranthus tricolor (Joseph's coat)
Lineage: Eukaryota; Viridiplantae; Streptophyta; Magnoliopsida; Caryophyllales; Amaranthaceae
Product: 3beta-hydroxysteroid-dehydrogenase/decarboxylase
Exons: 12
Coding region: 272-2008 (578 amino acids)
Biological process (GO): steroid biosynthetic process
Molecular function (GO): 3-beta-hydroxy-Delta5-steroid dehydrogenase (NAD+) activity
Source: RefSeq, a predicted model, not a curated record